CCUGCUGCUGCUCACACACUCCUCACACACUCCUCACACACUGCUCACAGAUUCUCCAACAUGUCAGGGAUCAGCCCAGCAGCCGACGGACCUCCCUGGAGGAACAACAGCUUCAUCCUGGCAGGGGGCAAAGACCCUCCUCUGUCUGACCAGGGAGAGACCAUCAUCGGAGUGUACCUGCUGCUGCUGGGGUGGUUGUCCUGGUUUGGAAACAGCAUCGUCCUCUUCGUCCUUUACAGACAGAGAGCCACCCUGCAGCCCACCGACUACCUGACCCUUAACCUGGCCAUCUCCGACGCCAGUAUCUCCGUGUUCGGCUACUCCAGAGGCAUCAUUGAGAUCUUCAACGUCUUCCAGGACAGCAGCUACAUCAUCACCUCCAUCUGGACCUGCCAGGUGGACGGUUUCUUCACGCUGGUGUUCGGUCUGAGCAGCAUCAACACACUGACAGUGAUCAGCAUCACCCGCUACAUCAAAGGAUGCCACCCGAGCAGAGCGCGUCACAUCAGCAGCACCAGCGUGUCUGUCUGUCUGCUGCUCAUCUGGAUCACAGCUGGAUUCUGGUCUGGAGCACCGCUGUUCGGCUGGGGCAGCUACAAAGAUCGUGGAUACGGCACCUGUGAGAUUGACUGGGCCAAAGCGACCUACUCAAGCAUCUACAGGUCCUACAUCAUCUCCAUCUUCAUCUUCUGCUUCUUCAUCCCAGUACUCAUUAUGCUCUUCUGCUAUGUGUCCAUCAUCAACACGGUGAAGAGAGGCAAUGCUCUGUCAGCAGAGGGCGACCUGACCGACCGCCAGAGAAAGAUCGAGAGAGACGUCACCAUCGUUUCCAUAGUAAUCUGCACAGCCUUCAUCCUGGCGUGGUCUCCGUACGCAGUGGUGUCCAUGUGGUCUGCCUGGGGCUUCCACGUGCCCAACCUCACCAGCAUCUUCACUCGUCUCUUUGCCAAGUCUGCCAGCUUCUAUAACCCCCUCAUCUACUUUGGACUCAGUUCCAAGUUUCGCAAAGAUGUGGCCAUCCUGCUGCCAUGCACGCACGAUGCCAAAGACACUGUCAAGCUGAAGCGGUUCAAGCCGAAGGCCGAUGCCCACGGCCGACCUGCUGCAGGAGGUGGAGCCAGACUCAAAGUUCCUCUGAACCGGACAGAGAAAAAGUACUCACCCACACCCCAGCAGCCUUACCCACUCCCCAGCCCGGACUCUGGGGUGGGGAGUCCGCCCCACACGCCACCGCCCGUCAACAAGGAGGUGUUCUACAUCAACAUGCCUCGAGCCUCUGAUGCUGGACCAGAGUAUGAAUGUGAGAGACUCUGA
Messenger RNA from Acanthopagrus latus (yellowfin seabream), 1314 nucleotides. It is a transcript of the gene opn6a, whose product is annotated as opsin 6, group member a. Lineage: Eukaryota; Metazoa; Chordata; Actinopteri; Spariformes; Sparidae. The transcript has 6 exons. Bases 61 to 1314 code for a protein of 417 amino acids. Gene Ontology annotation, biological process: G protein-coupled receptor signaling pathway. Gene Ontology annotation, molecular function: G protein-coupled receptor activity. Gene Ontology annotation, cellular component: membrane. The record is from RefSeq and is a predicted model, not a curated record.